Molecule: messenger RNA, 2298 nt
Organism: Rotaria socialis
Lineage: Eukaryota; Metazoa; Rotifera; Eurotatoria; Philodinida; Philodinidae
Source: the annotation of a GenBank genome assembly
AUGCCACGACGAAAAAUUUGUGAACAUCCGAUAAAGCAUGAAAAAUCUGGAUGUGUACCAAAAGGAGUAAAGGCCGUGUCAUCUGAACUAUCGAAAUUUUUGAUCAGUCAGUACGAUGUGCCUUACACCCGAAUUUGCUGGUUAUGUCCAAGAUGUCAUACAUUUGAAUCGAAGAAAAUGAUGACUCAUCAAUCAGAGAAGCUUAACGACAAUGAAAGUUCAAGUGAUAAUGAAUCAAUGACACAAGGUUCUCCUGUCAAUGAUGAUAGAAAUGAUGAUGAUUAUGUCAAUGUUGAAUUUAAUGAUCUGAAUGAAGAAGAGAAAAAGAAUCCGCUUAUGGACAGCGGCAUCACAGCUGACUCAAACGACGAUGAUGAAUCACCCCGUGCUGAUGAAACAACUGAUCCUGAAUCACCCCGUGUUGAUGAAACAACUGAUCCUGAAUCAAUGGAUGAAGAUAUAUGCCAUGCUUUUUAUGAACUUGAACAUCGAGAAGAAAAAGCGAUGGAACAAUUAUCAAAUGUAUUUCAACUAUUGAACAUAGACCCGAUCCAUGACAGAUCCGCAGUAUUACCCAUUCGAGCCAAAGUCGAUGAGGUAUAUAGAAAACUUAAUCGAUUAUGUGACAUAUUAGAUGAAAAAUCUCACGUUUCGUACGAUCCAAAUCCUCAUGGAUUAAGGAUAUGUGAAUCAAAUGAUCUUUUGGAUGGAUUAAAGAAGUUAUAUGCUGAUAGUAAUGACAGUGAACAAGUUCGUUUGAUGACAAUUGCUCCCGAAGAAUGGGGUCGACAAAAAAUUGAAAAAUGGUUUAAAUCAAAGCCAAAUCAGGCUCGACGAUCGCUUGUUCUUCGAAAAAAUAAUGGGAUAUUAGCCUAUCCACAAUGUCUACGAGGAAAUAUUCCUUUAUCUGAUUCAACAAUUGAUGCUGUAGUCAAUUUCUAUCGUGAAGAUGGUAUUAGUCGAACCUCAUCCAAUUCCAAAGACACAAUUAAAAUUAAAGGACAACCAGUGGCAGUUCGGUUUUUAGAAAUGAGUGUCUUGGAUGCUUAUCACAUCUUCAAUGAACGACAUCCUGAAACUGUUGCAAGAUCAACUUUUAAUGCUCUUCGUCCGCGUGAAGUUAAAACUGUAACACCACAUGAAACGUGUAUGUGUAUUAUACAUGAAAAUAUGGAUCUAUUAUUGAAGGGAUGGAACAACUACUGCCAAAAAUGUGCCAAUGCAGGUUCUUUGUCAACUGGUGUCAAGGUCAAUAUGAAAGAUCUGAUUACUCAAAUGGUUUGCACUAUCUCGAAUGAAAAGUGCUUUAUUGGUGAAUGUGAUAAAUGUCCAACUGAAAGCAUCACAGAUAUUCUCACAGAUAACAAUAUGAUCGAUUUGGAUGACGAAUGUUCAUGGAAUUUGUGGAAGAAAGUCAAUAACAAGUUCGACCUUCAACAGAUGUCUGGCUCAACUGACUCUUUAUUAACGGAAAUUGAAGAAAGAUGGUCUCCAUUCUUGCUUCACACACACAUUAAUCGUGAACAACGUGAAUAUAUCAAAGAGCUACGCUGUCAAUCAACAGAAAAGACUUUCGUUGUUGCUCAAAUAGAUUUUUCAAUGAAUUAUACAUUGGUACGUCAGCGUGAAGUCCAACAAGGAUUUUUUAGUCAGCACCAAGUUACCUUAUUUACAAUUCAUCUGACCAUUGGAAAAGAACAACGAAAUUUAGCGGUCAUCAGUGAUUAUAUGGAACACACAACGGUGUUCGUACACUGUGUACAAAAAAUUCUCACUCAAUUUAUUAAGAAAAAUUUUCCGUUGGUAAAGAAGGUCAAUUAUGUGAGCGAUGGUGCUUGCGCACAUUUUAAAAACAAUGCCAGCAUUUUGAACCUAAUCCACCACAAGAUCGAUUUUGAUUUGGAUGCUUGUUGGACAUUUACAGCUACAGGACAUGGUAAGGGUGCCGGGGAUGGCAUUGGUGCGGUACUCAAGUCCACGGCUAGGCGUGUUACACGUUCCAAGAACAUUCUCAUGUCAAAUGCAAAAGACUUCUACGAAUUCACCCAGAAACAACAACUUGAAACGGCAAGAAGAUCUAACAAGGAUAUUCCUGGUGUUCAUGUGUUCUUUCUUGAAUCAGAUGAAGUAGAAGAAGCGAAGAAAAGUUAUCUGCAAGCUAGAAGCGAAAAACUUCGAGCAACUGGUACAAUACAAGGCAUUCGAAGUAUGCAUGAAUUCAAACCAAUCAACAAUUCGACUGUUCAAUAUAGUUUGACAUCUCAGUCAACAAAGAUCAGGACGUUUACAUUCAAAUAA